Messenger RNA from Hyphopichia burtonii NRRL Y-1933, 1872 nucleotides. It is a transcript of the gene NOT5, whose product is annotated as CCR4-NOT core subunit. The record is from RefSeq and is a predicted model, not a curated record. Lineage: Eukaryota; Fungi; Ascomycota; Pichiomycetes; Serinales; Debaryomycetaceae. The transcript has a single exon. Gene Ontology annotation, biological process: nuclear-transcribed mRNA poly(A) tail shortening; regulation of DNA-templated transcription. Bases 1 to 1872 code for a protein of 623 amino acids. Gene Ontology annotation, cellular component: CCR4-NOT core complex; nucleus; P-body.
AUGAGUGCCAGAAAACUACAACAAGAGUUUGACAAGACCAACAAGAAGAUUGCCGAAGGGUUAUCGGUGUUUGAUGAUAUUUAUGAUAAGUUAAUGACUACUGAAAUAAGUAGUCAGAAGGAGAAAUUAGAGAGUGAUUUGAAGAAAGAAAUAAAGAAGUUACAAAGAUCAAGGGAUCAAUUAAAACAGUGGUUGGGAGAUGGAAGUAUUAAAUUAGAUAAAAAUUUAUUACAAGAAAAUCGUACUAAGAUUGAACAUGCCAUGGAUCAAUUUAAAGAUUUAGAAAAACUGCUGAAAAUCAAGCAAUUUUCGAAUGAAGGGUUAGAAUUACAGAAUCAAAAGAAGUUCCAUCGAUUUUCUGAUGAUCCAGCAGAUGCUAAGAAAAUUGAAGCUUAUAAUUAUAUAAGUGAUAUAAUUGAUCAAAUUAAUCAACAGAAUGAAGGAUUAGAACAAGAAAUUUCUCAAUUAAGUUCACAACUGAGAAGAUCCAAGCUGUCAAGUAUUUUGCAGCUGUCAAUUGAAGAUUGUAAAUAUAAACAAGAACGUAAUGGAAAUCAUUUGACUCAAUUAGAGAAGAUAUUAAGAAACUUUGAAAAUGGUAAAUUAGAUCCAGAAAGAAUUGAAGAUAUUAAAGAUGAUUUGGAAUAUUAUGUUGAAAAUAACCAAGAUGAAGAUUAUGUUGAAUAUGAUGAUUUUUAUGAUCAACUCGAAAUGGAUGAUGAAAAUGGCGAAUUUGAAGAAGGUCACGGAGUUUUAAUGGGUGAUUUGGAUCAAACUAAACCAGAAAGUGAUGAAGAUCAAAAGAGUACCUCUUACCCAACUGCUCCUUCACCAUCCAACGAAAACACGCCAUCACAGCCUCAACAACAACAACAACAGCAACCCCAACCUCAACCCCAACCUCAACCACAACCUCAACAACCCCAAUCGCAAAGUCAUACUCCUAUCAUAAGCAAGAAGAAGGCCGGUGUAGUGCCUGCCACCAACCCACCACCAAUCACCAAUGCCAAUUCAUAUUCUAAUGUGGUGAAGGCCGCUACUACAAAUGGGAAUACCUUACCCUCAGUGGCAGCUUCAGCCACUGCAGCCGCCACUGCAGCAACAGCACCAGCCAGUCGUAACGCAAGUGGGAAAGUACCACCGCCGGGUCUCAAUAAUAAACUGACUACAGCAUCACCACAAGCUGCAAGUAGCAAAUUAAAUUCUCAGUCACCAAUAACUUCAAAUGGAGGAGAAAGCGAAAAGAAAUUAUCAACCAAAUCACAAUCAGAAUCGCCAAUAAUGCUGAAUGAAAACAAGACGUUUUGGGAUACCAUUCCCAGAUUAUCGACUAUUCCACAACUGCGUCUUAAUAAUCCAUUACCAUUUCAAAAUAUAAGUUCUAUGCUAGAAAAUUCCUUAUUAAAUUGUCCUGAUUCCUUUGAUGCAGAAAAACCAAGACAAUAUAACCCAACCAACGUUCAUCCAAGCUCAGUUGAUUAUCCUCAAGAACCAAUGUAUGAAUUAAAUCUGAGUCAUAUAAUGAAAAAAUUCGAUAACGAUACUUUAUUUUACUGUUUCUAUUACAGUGAAGGUAUAUAUAAUUUAUCCAAAUGGAAUGCAGCCAAAGAGUUAAGUAAAAGAGGUUGGAUAUGGAAUACUGAAACAAAACAGUGGUUUGCUAAAGAUCAAAAGAAUUCUAAAUCAAGAUCAAUGUCCGUCAUACAAAAGGAAGAUACUCCUGAUGAUAAUCAUCACUCUGAUCAUCAUACCGAAGAUGAACAAGAUGAAUUAAAAGAACAAAACUAUAAAUACUUUGAUUACGAGCGUACUUGGUUAAUCAGACGUAAAGAUAACUUUGUCUUUGUACCUGAAACCAGACAAACAUUCUAA